This is a messenger RNA of Caenorhabditis bovis, 576 nucleotides long. NCBI's taxonomy places the organism in Eukaryota, Metazoa, Nematoda, Chromadorea, Rhabditida, Rhabditidae. The record is from the annotation of a GenBank genome assembly.
AUGCUAGCUGUAUCUCUACUAAAGAUUACUAGCAUUACCGACUUUGACGUUGAACCAGAUAUUUCAGCCAAAACUGGACAAAACCGUUCAACUACACCUGCCGCUGAUUCGAGCAUAUCCUUGGCAAACUCCUGCUCCAGCGACGAUGCACAAGUGUCUUCUAAGGCAGCUAAGCAGAAGCAUGAUAUCAAUCUCCGCACUACUGGUUUUUUCCGCAUUCCUUCUGAGAGAGGAUCGAUCAAUCGUUAUACGAGAUGUCUUGGAGUCAGCGACACUGAGCAAUUCUGUUUGCAGAAUCUUGUUCAAUCCCGCGAUAUUCAGUUCGCUCUGUCGCGUCAUCGCGUCUCGCGUCAGGUCACUCUGUGCUCGGCCGACGAUCAUGUGGUGUUCCGUCCUCGUAGCCCAACUCCGCCUCGUCCUUCCCAUAUGAAUCUUGUGCGCCUUCGCAAAUUGCGUCGUGCGGCCAAGGCUCAAGGCAAUGUGGUGAAGGAGGCGAUUGGCGAAAUGGCGGGCAGAGGAGCCACUGGGCAGAAGAGCAAGAUUAGCUUGAACUCACCAUUCCAAGAUAAGAUGUAA